GCUGCGCCCGGACCCGGGCUUCGUGCGCUCCAGCCUCGGCGCGCCCAUGCUGCUGCAGCUGGUUCUGGGGCUACUGGUGUGGGCCCUGAUUGCCAACACCCCAUACCACCUGUACCCAGCCUAUGGCUGGGUGAUGUUCGUUGCUGUGUUCCUCUGGCUGGUGACAAUCGUCUUCUUCAUCCUCUACCUGUUUCAGCUGCACAUGAAGUUGUACAUGGUACCCUGGCCGCUGGUGUUAAUGAUCUUUAAUGUUGGUGCCACCGUUCUCUACAUCACCGCCUUCUUCACCUGCUCUGCAGCAGUGGACCUGACCUCCCUGAAGGGCACCCGGCCAUAUAACCAGCGGGCGGCUGCCUCUUUCUUUGCAUGUUUAGUGAUGAUAGCCUAUGGAGUGAGCGCUUUCUUCAGCUUCCAGGCCUGGCGAGGAGUAGGCAGCAAUGCGGCCACCAGUCAGGUGGCUGGCGGCUAUGCCUAAACCACCUGUGCCACAGCCCACCCUGGGGCUGAAGUUGCCACUGGGUCACCGUGCAGGGUCACCCUGCAAAAGCCUGAGGCUGGAGCCCUGUGUGGAGUCAACCCAGCAGCGACUGCACCUGCUCCUCUGCUCAUCAGACACAAGCUCUCUCAACACUCCUAAGGAAACAGACCUAUGUGGCCAUGCAUUAUGGGCUGGCAAGAGGCCAACGGCCGAAACCUCCUCCCCAUCCCCCUUAUUCAUUGGAAGGUGAUGGGGGAUAUGGGGCUAUCCAUGUCCGAGGCUGGGGCCCACCCUUCUCACCAGCACUAAAUGCACUAACAGACUCCAGACAUGCAAUUGUAUAUGCCUAACAAGCAACACGCAUUUAUCUUAGUCUCUGUUAUAGGAGAGCUGAGCAAGCUCAUGAAAGCAUUCUGAUUUCCUUAAAACACAAUUCCGACCCUCCCCUCCUCCUAAGCCAACAUGUCACUUGUAGUGAGACAUUUGUUGGAAGAGAGUUAUGAUUUCCAACAGCAUGGUUUUCCUUCCCUGCAUUUCAGACACGCCACUUAUUUAAACCAAAUCACUUAUUUAAAUUUAAGCGACUUCUCAAGGAUGAAAACCUACCCACGUUUCAUUCCCUUUUCCAAGCCCGUAUUUGUAACACUCCCUUUGGGAAAAGCUAACAUCAAUGCCAACUGCCUCCCUGACACUGUUGAUUGGGCACAUGGGACUUGAAGGAGGGAGGGAAUCAAGACCUUGCCUGGAAAGUUGUCAUGAGGUAGAUGGUGACUUUUGUCGUUUGUUUGUUUUACAAAAAUAAAGGUGUAAGAACUUAUUUGGAAAA
Galeopterus variegatus (Sunda flying lemur) is the source of this 1304-nucleotide messenger RNA. It is a transcript of the gene PLLP, whose product is annotated as plasmolipin. The transcript has 5 exons. The record is from RefSeq and is a predicted model, not a curated record. Gene Ontology annotation, molecular function: structural constituent of myelin sheath. Lineage: Eukaryota; Metazoa; Chordata; Mammalia; Dermoptera; Cynocephalidae. Bases 47 to 475 code for a protein of 142 amino acids. Gene Ontology annotation, biological process: myelination. Gene Ontology annotation, cellular component: membrane.